GCGGCACCGGACUCGCCGCGCGCGUCCGAGUCGCCGCCGCCCUCGGGGCUGCAGGGCGACCUCGAGCUCGAGCUGCUCGGGCUCGCGAACGCGCUCUACAACCUCGGCACGACGGUCAUCAAUGACCUCACGAAGGAGAAGGAUAAACCCGGCGGGGGAAAGCAGGUCGGGCUUCGGGUGAACGAGACGAUCCAGCACCUGGCGACGCUGGACGACAUGUCGCAGCACGUCCGGACGAUGGUCCCCAUGCAGGUGCUGGCCGACAUCGACGCCUCGCGCAACCCGAUGCACCUCACCCGCGAGCGGCUCGAGCGCGCCGCGACCGAGAACCAGUUCAUGAACGGCAAGAUCCAGGCGCUCGAGUCGUACCGGAGGACCCUGGACGAAGCCAUCGCCCAAAGUUUUCCCGAUCUGGCACCGUACCUCCAGCCC
Messenger RNA from Punctularia strigosozonata HHB-11173 SS5, 432 nucleotides. RefSeq lists its product as uncharacterized. The annotation marks the transcript as partial. The transcript has 3 exons. Gene Ontology annotation, cellular component: mediator complex. NCBI's taxonomy places the organism in Eukaryota, Fungi, Basidiomycota, Agaricomycetes, Corticiales, Punctulariaceae. The record is from RefSeq and is a predicted model, not a curated record. Gene Ontology annotation, biological process: regulation of transcription by RNA polymerase II. Gene Ontology annotation, molecular function: transcription coregulator activity.